AUCGAAACCGUAACUCAAGGUCUGGGAGGAGCUGCGCGCGCACACAUCCCAAAUGAAAUUCGUCACCUGCUCUCGCGCCCUGUGUCGUCGUCGCUGUUUGUGGUGGCACACGUUCAACUUUUCCGCCUUCCAAGAUUUACCUACCCCCCUUUCAUUCAAAAUAACAGGGAUUCAGUUUCAUAUUGAAGUUAGGGGGCAGCAAGCAAAACCAGACAGAGAGAGAAAAAGAAAGGAAAAAAAUAGUGUUAAGGGGUGCAGAUAUGUCGCUGCAAUUAUAAACUUGGUUGACAGGACGAGAUUUGAUCCCGGCUGUGUCGAGUGAGCAUCAGACAGCAAAUCCACCCACGUGAAGGCACACACGGCGAGUGGUUGGGGUGUGUGACUACAGUUGUUUUCAUGUUGGCGUUUCUCAUAUCCGAUCAAGAGGAUUUUCUGUUCUACACACCUUUAUCCGUCGCUACCCGUUAAUGAGGAGCGGGUAAAUGUUUGGCCAGACGGGUGGUUUGCCCGCUGCACACUCCAUGGCAGCACCGUGUCUGCGGUCGUUUCGUCGGCUCUUUAUGGACCAGAGACCUGCUCACCGCCUCGUUUAAACCACGAGACCUCCUCCAGCAUCUCCUCUCCCAUCUCUACAUCCCCCUACCCCUGCCUUCUCCUCCAGCCUGGGGGGACACGAACUUCAGGAGGCGGAGGAGAAUUUGCCAGUCGUUCGCCACCAAACUAUUCCGCAGGUGUGAUUCUCAACCCUCCACGAUGUCCGCACCGAGGGAUUAAAUGGCGUAAAUCUGUUUUCACCCGGCAUUGGCGGAUAUGUCUGUUGAUCAGUUGAGUGGUGUGUCCGUUGGUUAUUUCGUCGAGACACGGCAACCCUUAGGGAUCAACUUCUUGUCAGUUUAAGGAAAGGUGGGAGAAGAAGACGACGGAGGAUUUGUAACAAAAAAUCGACUUUCUGAACUCGCCAGGAAUCCUGUCGUGAUGUUUACCCAUUCUGCCACCAUGGACAGGUAAGAAGGUCAGCGAUGCUCCACAGGUCUCCACACUGGGUCCUGCUGCUGCUGUUGUCGUCGUCACUGACCGUCCACAUCCAAGCACAACACCAAGACGGCGGUCGGUGGGGUCCGUGGACGACGUGGUCUACCUGCAGUCGCACGUGUGGCGCCGGCCUGGCCUACAGGAUACGACACUGUCAUGCACUCGGCAACUUCUCCAGUGCAAUGCCAGCAUGCCAAGGACAAGACAGACAGUACCAGAUCUGUAGGCAGCAGGAAUGCCCAGGUGGUGAGCAGGAUUACAGAUCCGUGGAAUGCCAGAAACACAAUGACCGGUACUACGGUGGACAUCGCUACGAGUGGGAAGCCUUUAUCAACCCCUACGCCCGGUGUGAGCUGGCCUGCAAGGCGCGCCACCACCGCUACUACGCCCGCUUCCAGAAGGAGGUGCAGGACGGCACCAGGUGCAAAGUGGACGCAGAGGCCUACUGCAUCGAUGGCGAGUGUCUGGAUGUGGGGUGCGAUGGAGUGCUGGGCUCGGGCACCGUCGUAGACCAGUGCGGCGUGUGCGGUGGCGAGGGCGCCUCCUGUCGCGUCAUUUCCGGCAUCUUCACUCGUGUGCUGCUCGCGCAGCGCGACUAUCACCACGUGAUCACCAUCCCACUCGGCGCAUGUAAAAUCAACAUCACGGAACUGGCACCAAGCCGAAACUAUUUUGCACUGACCACUGCGAGGGGCAACAUUCUCAACGGCGACCAGCAGUUACGUCACACGGGGCAGUAUGCUGGGGCAGGCACCGUCUUCGACUACCGCCGUCGAUCGGGGCAUGACUGCCCCGGGGCAUGCAUCUUUGCUGAAGGCCCAACUACAGAAGUGGUUGAGGUGAAGCUGCUGGUCUAUGACCGCAACCCGGGCAUCGCGUACCACUUCACCGUGACACAUGACAAUGCCGCGAAAGUCAUGGGUAGCACCGCCACCAACCCUCACUACGAUAACCCCAACGGCCACAACCGCGACCACCACCGUCUUCAGCUUCGCCGGCAACCCCAUCAGCAACUCAGCAGCGACGGCGAAGAAACCAGAGAGGCGAGGGGCGAUGUGGCGACACGUCAUAACCCACAGGACCGGAAACGCGACAUGACCAACAGCCAGCCGACGACGAAAAUGCACGAUGCUGAUGCGGGUGGAAUGACCUUAGGUGACUCACCGUCACACACCAGAGAAAAGUAUGCGGGGGAUCGGCGCUCGGACACCGGUUCCCUCCCAUCCACCGCCAGAGAGUUCCAGAAGGGUGAGGAAGUGUUAGAUCAAAGGGACGUCGGCGUUCGUCGCGCCCAGGUCGCCAGUUCGCCGUACUUCGUGCCAGAGGAAGAAGACGACACACCUGUGGACUACAGACAUUACUAUCACACCGAUUCUGAAGACUACCGCAAAUUGCAGCAAAGGGCGUACUACUCUGCGUUGAGCACCGAUGCCAGAGCUCGUGACGACCUGCUGACGUCUGCUGCGAAAGGUGUCCCGGGAGCGGAAGUACUGCAGCGCCCCAACAUCAUCCCAGCCACGCGCAAUGGCGCGCACGUGCUGUGGCGGACGAAGAGCGGGUCACGUGGACACGGCAACGCGCUCAGCAAUGACGUGGGGGAUGGAGGGGACAUACCGCUGACCAUUCCGGCCUCGGGACAUUUCGUGUGGACCAUAUCUGGGUUUAGCGAAUGUUCAGAACCUUGUGGAGGAGGCUUCCAGCAGACGGCGGUGGUGUGCAUGAAGCGGGACACACGUGUGAUUGUCAUUGAGGAAAACUGCAAUGCUAACACCAGGCCCGCCUCCACGUCCGUUGAAUGCAACACUCAUCCGUGCGAAGCCAGGUGGACAGUCUCGGACUGGGGCGCGUGCACCGUGACGUGCGGUCACGGGCAGCAGACCCGCACGGUGGAGUGCAAGCAGCGGAUCUCGCCCAAGCUGCAGCUGAGCGUGUCGGCGGACAGGUGUUCAGAUGCCAAGCCAGCCGUGUCCCAGUUCUGCCGGCAGCCCGACUGCUUCCAGUGGCGGGCCUCCAACUGGACGAAGUGCUCCGCUGACUGCGGUCUCGGGGAGCGCACGCGCUCCGUACUGUGUGUGAAUGGAGAUGGCAAGAGUGUGCCACUGUACCACUGCCGCCAGCAGCGCCCCACCGCGACCGAACUGUGCGACAUGGGGUCUUGUGCGAAAGGCUGGUACCACACCAAGUGGUCCAAGAAGUGUAUACCAGAAUGCGGCAAGGGGUACAAGACCCGCCUGGUGUAUUGUGCUGCUGACGACGGCUCCUCACUGCCCUCCGACCGCUGCUCGAUGGACCGGAAGCCACCGACGCGCAAAGCCUGCACCCACAUCAAACCUUGCGGAGGCAAGUGGUUCGCCGGACCCUGGUCGACGUGUAACGCCACUUGUGGCGAGGCGUGGCGCACGCGUGACGUCGUGUGCGUCAAGCGACAUGAUCAUCAACUCCUGAGCGUCGUCAGCAAGGAAAACUGCGCGCGCAAAGAGAGGCCACUCUCUCGAGAACAGUGCUCCGAGUUACCUCCCUGCCCGUCCGAAUGGUACAUGACUGCCUGGACGCAAUGCUCGAAGAGCUGCGGGACUGGCACCAAGACGCGCGAGGUGAAGUGCCUGAACGCCACUCACCUGUCCAGCCACACGUGCAGCACCGAGCGUCGCCCCGCGGAGCGCCGUCCAUGUAACCGACACGCCUGCAGCGACCUCCUUCCCAACAGCAACGACUACGACGUCACGCCGCACUAUGCGUACCACCACCAGCAUCGACCUCUGCCACGACCGCACCUGGGUGACGCAUACCCUAACGUCACCAGCGACCGGUUCUACGAGAGUCGUGAGCGACCGCUCCUGGCUCUGCAUGCUGCCGCGCCGGCAGAGAUCACGCUGGGAACGGACUUGAGAAGCGCCAUUGGAGAUGCGGAACCACACCACAGCCACGGAGUACAAAGCCACCCCGACCCCCCGGAAGAAAGUCAUCGUCACUACCACCAACACCAACAACAACAACAGCGGCCUUACCACCCCUCACAGGUCGUUGAUAACGAAGACGAGGGAGAGUCGGAGGAGCGGAGAGAACCAACAGGUGACGACAAUGAGGGCGAUGAAGUGCCGGAGGAAGACGGGGAUGACUCGUGCGUGGACAGCCCCAGCUCGCGGUGGUGUCACGUGGUCAGCCAGGCGAGGCUCUGUCGAUAUCCGCAUUACAAAAGCCAGUGCUGUAAGACUUGCAAGAAACAUCACCUAUAACCUUCUCUCGUUUGCGGUCGACGAGCGAGUGUGGAGGAUAAUCUGCCAGUAGCGUUGUGUUUCCUGCGAUAUGAUUGGACAGUCGCGUGAGCAGCGCAUGUUUUCUGCGAGACUAUUGGCCAGACGGUCGCAUGCUACGUGGGAGAAUAUUUCCGCCCAGCACAUCACUAAGAGUUUUCUGGCGAUUAUGUCGCUAGCAUAGACAUCAUUGAACAGAAUCAGAUCACGCAUUCCGCCCACAGUAACCCGUGACUCCUUCGCUCAGCCUCCAUCUCUCUCCAGUCAUCAAAUUCCUAUCUCGAUAUCGCCAUGCAAAGAUACCAUCCGGGUACUUCGAUAUCUCCAUUUAAGGAGCAUGCAGCUGACUUGCACACGUGAAUGUUAUCAACACUAUGUCCACCAGCUGGCUGCUUUUUUUUUUUUAUCUCAAGAGAAACGAUUCUUCUGGAAAGAUCUCCGCUGUCCCAUUCGAGGCGUUUAUCUCAAGAGUGAUACGUGUUCAGUGACACGUCAGCAGUCGGUCGACUGUUAGCGGUUACAUUGAUGUUCAUGUCAUCCUUAGAUACUCGGCCAUCCGAAGUAGCGCCCUCUCCUUCCUGACGCGCAGGUCAAACCACGAUUGGUCUGAAUGAACCUGGGUGCUCUAGUGUCACAUGCUGCUUGUGUCGUCACUAACACCGUCCAGGAAUGGAACUUUCUGCGCAGUAACUUCCUCCAUUUAAGAAAUGAGAAGCUAGGUGUUUUGUCUUAUCUGAUCUGCAUAACACAAAGACGAGAAUCUCUAUUCGGAUUCACCUUCAUUGUGAACAAAGACAGUGAGCAGUUACCUGUCGAACACACCUUGUCCUUAUAAAAAUAUUUAAAAUACCAAAAUCCUUUUGUCUUAACUGUGGCAAGGAAGACGUUCGACUCCUGGACGACCAAUCUUGCCUCACCUUUUCGUUUGUGACUUUUCUAGUUUUCAUAUUGUCACUUGUGUUCGUUGGGUCUGUGUGUGGGGAUCCUCAACACACACACACCUUUUUUUUUUAUUAUUAUUUUUGGUUCCAGAUUCACACAGUUCAUAAUUGCUUGAAGACCCUGUUGUGCAAACCCAAGUUUCACCUCAAUAACUUGCUUAGGUAGCAACACUUUAUUUUCAAUCUUAGGUUGUAUUAGUGUGACACAAAAGACCUGAUCCUUGUGAUAACUGCCUUGUGUUGAAGCACUGCAGGGACAUUUUAGCCACUCGACAAUUCUACGAACGAUUCCUGAAUACGUUUGUGAGCAGACUGCACCAUUGUAAGUCGGGCAAAGUUCAAGUUUCACGCUAAUGUGGACUGGGUAUCAGGCUACGGACCAUGGCCCAGAUGGCGAAUGCAUCUAUGACUUCCCAUUCCACUGUGACAGAAGAGACAACAGGUAACAAAGGAUGUUGCAGUACAGAGAGAAGUACACAAAACUGCGGAGUUCAUCGCCACAAUACAGGGCACCUUGUGUACAUGUGUUUGCUGACAUCAUGACCUAUCACUACAUGUUGUGUCUUUACUGUCGCGCAGAAACUGUUGAUUACGGGUGGGUGGGUAACAGGAAAUUAUGCAAACGGUGUUCGUGACAGAUGUACUGUGCGGCAGUAGUUCUUAGGUAGCUUUUAGGCAUGCUUUGUCAUAGAAGUCUUUGCAUGUAGCAUCGAUAGUUCGAUGGAGUUGUGCCCCCGCAAAAUACCCGAUUUUUAGAGUGGAUAUAUAUAUAAUCAUGUGUCUAGUUCGCCAUCAAGUGGUUAUAGGUCAGCUCGUGAUGUCAAGGACCAAAGAACAUAGAGAUAGACUAGCUCUGGUUCCCAACCUAAGAACCUCAACUUCUAUCGCAUUUGCGGUAAGUAUGAGUGAAUGAAUUGCUGGGUCGGCAUAUAUAUGUAAUGCACGUAAAACUGUAACACACGCCUUUGUACAAUAUAUACGCACACGAAGGCAAGGAAUCUGGAACAAGGAACAUCUCUCGGAACCACCCAGCGCGAUGUAUGUGCUGAUACACAGCUGCUUUUUUCGGUCAAUGCUUUAAGUCAUUCCUGUUAGUUUCGGAACUUUAAAGUUGGAUGCACGUUAUACACCAGACAAAGACUAGCUUACCUGUCGAUCUGGUAUUAAAAGUCAUCAGGAAUGAACUGCAAAUGGCAGCUUGAUACUCCUAAACGUUGUCUUCUUUAUACCCUAUAUAAUUUCGUUUCCAUGAGGGAGUAGGAA
Molecule: messenger RNA, 6490 nt
Organism: Pomacea canaliculata
Lineage: Eukaryota; Metazoa; Mollusca; Gastropoda; Architaenioglossa; Ampullariidae
Product: thrombospondin type-1 domain-containing protein 4-like
Exons: 17
Coding region: 1020-4268 (1082 amino acids)
Biological process (GO): extracellular matrix organization
Cellular component (GO): extracellular matrix
Molecular function (GO): metalloendopeptidase activity
Source: RefSeq, a predicted model, not a curated record